Molecule: messenger RNA, 4700 nt
Organism: Brachypodium distachyon (stiff brome)
Lineage: Eukaryota; Viridiplantae; Streptophyta; Magnoliopsida; Poales; Poaceae
Product: condensin complex subunit 1
Exons: 17
Coding region: 113-4297 (1394 amino acids)
Biological process (GO): mitotic chromosome condensation; mitotic cell cycle; meiotic chromosome condensation
Cellular component (GO): condensed chromosome, centromeric region; nucleus
Molecular function (GO): histone binding
Source: RefSeq, a predicted model, not a curated record
UCGAAACACUCUUCUUCUUCUCCCCCUUUCCCCACCCGGAGCGAACAAAAACCCUCCUCCCUUGGGAAUCCAUUCCGCUCCCGCUCCUCUCGUCGCCGUCCGCAGCAGCGAGAUGGCUCCGCAAUUCGUGUUCCCCUCGACCCUGCGGGAUCUCGAGCGGGACCCCGACGGGGACGACGAAGGGGAGUCGCUGCGGCCGCAGGACCCCAUCGCCGUCACGUCCCUCCGCCCCGCCGACCUCGAGGAGUUCGUCAAAGGCACAUCAUUUGAUUUGUCUGACAAAGAACUCUUCUGCAUCGAGGAGCAGGAUGUGUUUAAUAAUAUAUACUCUCUUGUGCGUGACUUUACUUGCCUGCCCCCAGCACUUAAGUUCAACCUUGUUGAGGCCUUGCGCUCCAACCUCAGUGUCCUUCUACCCAAUAUUGACUCCCUUUCACGAGCUUCCAUGUCACCUGCUCCUGAUGGAAUCCCUAUCAUUGACCGCAUUGCUUCUCACCGCAAUGCCCUCAAGAUCUACUCCUUCUUCCUCCUUUCCAUUGUCCUGACUGAGGAAUCUUCAGCUGAUAGGGGAGCUGGGGCAAAGGUGACAGCACAUGGUCGGAAGAAGAAUCAUGUAUAUGCUUGGAACUGGGAAGCACAAAGAGGACGGAUCAUGAAUCUGGUUGCUACUUCUCUUGAAGUUGACCUUACGCUACUUUUUGGUCCAGGCGGUGCUGAUGAACGAUAUCUCUCUUUUGUUUCAAAGUGUACUCUUGUUCUCAUCGAGAACCAAAAUAUGUUAAAGGAUGAGGAAACAAGAAAUGCUCUAUCCCGGAUAAUUGGUGCAAUUGCUACAAAGCAUCAACGGAUAUCUCAAACCAGUGCAUCUGUCCUGCAUCUGAUCCAUAAAUUUGAUUUCACUGUUGCUCAUCUUGCGGAAGCAGUUGCUGCUGCAGAGAAAAAGUUUGGUGAUGGAAGCUUGGCAAUUUGCCUGAUCAGGGAAAUAGGACGCACUGACCCGAAAGAUUAUGCAAGAGAUGGUGCUGGUGCUGAUAAUGUUGGGAGAUUCCUAGUAGAACUUGCAGAUCGCUCGCCAAAACUUAUGUCUACCAACCUUGGUGUUCUGUUACCACAUUUUGGUGGGGAAUCAUACAAGAUCAGAAAUUCUCUUGUUGGGGUCUUGGGCAAGUUGGCUGCAAAGGCUUGUAAAGAUGACGAUGGUAAUAGCAGCACUCACUCCAUGAGGCUUAGAAGUAAGCAGGCUAUGCUAGAAAUUUUGAUUGAGCGUUGUAGGGAUGUGUCAGCAUACACGAGGAGCCGUGUGCUUCAGGUAUGGGCUGAGCUGUGUGAACAAAACGCUAUUUCAAUUGGCCUGUGGAAUGAAGUGGCAUCAGUUGCUUCAGGGAGAUUGGAGGACAAAAGUGCAAUUGUGAGAAAAUCAGCACUGCAACUUCUCAUCACAAUGCUACAGCACAACCCUUUUGGGCCUCAACUAAGGACAUCAAUGUUUGAGGCAACUCUAGAGAAAUACAAGGAGAAAUUGCAAGGAAUGGAGUCUCAAUCUCCUGAGGAAUGUGAACCUGAGAAUGACCACUCACUGGGUGAAGUGAUUGUGGGGCAGGAUGAUAGUAUCAGUGAUAGUUGCUUACCUUCUAGUCAAGACCAGAAGGAUCAAGAUCCUAUGGUUGCGGACAUAACAAAUUUGGAACAGAUCAGAGCUUUGGUAGCAUCCCUUGAGUCUGGCCUGCGAUUCUCAACAUGUAUAACUUCAUUAAUGCCAAUUCUUAUUCAAUUGUUGGCAUCAUCUUCAUCCACAGAUGUCGAGAACGCUAUUCUUCUACUCAUGAGAUGCAGACAGUUUCAGGUUGAAGGAUCAGGUGCAGCACUUCGGAAAAUGUUGCCUCUGGUAUUUUCUCAGGACAGAUCAAUAUAUGAAGCAGUGGAGAGUGCAUUCAUCGCUAUAUACACAGGGAGAAUCCCAACAGAAACAGCCAUAAGUUUGAUAAACCUCAACAAUGAUUGUAGCAUUGGUGACCUUGCUGCUCUUGAGAGCUUAGUUAGUUCAUUGGUAUCCAAAGGAGAGGUUUCAUCCAGCACAGUAUACUCUUCUCUCCCUUUAAUAUUUUCUAUCUCAGCUUUGUGGGAUUAUUUUUGCUUUAACAUCAGCGGCAUGAGGCCAAUUCAAUGCCGUGGGGCGUUAUCAAUUCUUUGCAUGGCAGCAAAGUCAUCUCCCAGCAUUCUGGGUACUCACUUGCAAGAUAUUGUUGACAUUGGAUUUGGACGCUGGGCUAAGGAGGAGCCUCUGCUUGCUAGAACUGCAUGUGUUGCCCUGCAUAGAUUAUGUGAAGAAGACAAGGUCAAAUUAUUAAGUAUUGGUAGCAGAGUAUUUGCUGCAUUGCAAAGUCUGGUAACUAGCUUGUCUCUUCCUGAGAAAAUAUGGUAUGGAGCAGCAGAUAAAGCUAUAAGUGCCAUCUAUGCAUUACACCCUGCACCUGAAAUCUUUGCUGCCGAGAUUGCAAAGAAAUCCCUCAAUUCCGCAUUCAGUGCCUCAAGAAUGGAUGAUGUGACGAAUAGAGUUGAACUUGAAACUCAAAAUGGUUCCUCUGUUUCAGCGGUAUCAGCCACCAAGUUGGGUAGAUUUCUUUUUGUUAUUAGUCAUAUAGCACUUAAUCAUUUGGUUUACAUUGAGACUUCUGUUAAGAAAAUUCAGAAACAAAAACAGAAGAAUGACAAAUCACAGACCACUAAUGAGGAAGGUCAGGCAGAUGCCUCCAAGAAUUCAGAGGCACAAGGAAUAAAUGCUGAAUUGGGACUUGGGGCAACAGUUGAUAUUGCAAUAGAGUCCCUUGCUGAAAGAGCUGAACGAGAGAUUAUUUCUUCUUCUUGCGAAAAGAACCUUAUUGGAUAUUGUGGACCGUUUCUCUCAAAACUAUGCAGGAACCUGACUUUGCUGCAAAAGUUCCCAGAGCUACAUGCUUCUGCAAUGCUUGCUCUUUGCAGAUUAAUGAUUCUUGACGCAGAAUUCUGCGAAGAAAAUCUCCAGAUCCUGUUUACUGUUGCUGAAACCGCGCCUUCUGAAAUAGUCCGUUCUAACUGCACUAUAGCCCUAGGUGAUUUAGUAGUUCGUUUUCCAAAUCUCUUAGAACCUUGGACAGAGCACAUUUAUGCCCGAUUGAGCGAUCAAUCAGCAUCUGUGAGGAAGAACGCUGUGCUGGUCAUUUCUCAUCUUAUAUUGAAUGAUAUGAUGAAGGUUAAAGGGUAUAUCAACGAAAUGGCUGUCAGAGUUGAAGAUGAAGAUGAGAGGAUCUCAAGCCUUGCAAAACUCUUUUUUCAUGAGUUGUCAAAGAAAGGAAGCAAUCCAAUUUACAAUCUUCUUCCGGAUAUUCUGAGCAGACUGUGCAAUCAACACCUCAAGGAAGAAACAUUUCACAGCAUUAUGCAAUUCUUAAUUGGUUCUAUUAAGAAGGACAAACAAAUGGAAGCUCUUGUAGAUAAGCUCUGCAAUAGGUUUGCUGGUGUAAAUGAUGUUAGGCAGUGGCAGUAUAUCUCUUACUGCCUCUCUCAGCUAACCUUCACUGAGAAAGGGUUGAAAAAACUCAUCGACAAUUUCAAGAUGUUUGAGCAUGCACUCUCCGAAGAUUCUGUAAUGAACCACUUCAGAACCGUGAUAGCAAAGUGUAAGAAGUUUGCUAAACCAGAUCUCAAAGUUUGCAUAGAGGAAUUUGAGGAGAAAGUUAGCAAGGUUCAUGAGGAAAAGAAAGAACAGGAGGCCACGAUGAGAAAUGCCGAGGCACACAAACAGCGAAUGGGCUCUCUUGACACAUUCCUGGUUACUAAGGAAGCUGGACAGGGUGAUGGAAAUAUUGUUGAAGGGGAAGCUAGUGAGGUUAUUGAUCCUUCAGUGGGUAGCAAUGCUGAAGAUAAGGAUAACAUGCCAGAAUGCAGCGAUAACAUUGAUCCUUCACUGGAUAGCAAUGCUGAAGAGAAGGAAUGUGGCGACAACAUUGAUCCUUCAGUAGAUAGCAAUGCUGAAGAUAGGGAGAACAUGCCAGAAUGUAGCGAUGACAUUGAUCCUUCAGUGGAUAGCAAUGCUGAAGGGGAGGAAUGCAGCGACAACAUUGAUCCCUUGGUGCAUAGCAAUGCUGAAGAUGUGGAGAACACGCCAGAAUCGAGCAUCAACAUCUGCUCAGAGAGAAGUCAGACAGCAUCCACAUUUACAGAAUCAGAAGAUAAUAGCGCAGAGGUUCAAUCAGCACGAACCUUGCGCAAAGGUUCUUCACGGUCAAAUGUAAAGAAAAUCACAGACCCAGUUUUAUAAGACUCGGCAGACAGCAGUACCCCAGCUAGGCGCACUAGUCGCUCGAGCAGAAGGCAACGGUGAUGCAGUUUUAGAUUAGCUACUGCAGCUUCAGUUAGCAUGGACCAAGUGUCGACCCCGUGGGCAGAAGACUGAUCUCGCCUUGAGAUCCCGGAGUUUCGAAGCAGCCGGUGCUCCUGACGCUUGUCUAAUAUUAUUUGUUGGUUUGACUCUGCCCUGUUUAGGAGUAGUAAUUAAGUACACGGCAGCAGCUUCCGAGUACUCUAUUUGGUUUCUGCUAGUCUUUCCGGGGACGACUUGUGCUAUUUAAUAGCAGUAUUUUCUGUCUAACAGUUCACACCAAGAUUUAUUUUUUGCUGGAUGAUCUUAAAGUAUGAAGCGUGACUUGUAUAAGUUGAUUCAA